Molecule: messenger RNA, 4956 nt
Organism: Magallana angulata
Lineage: Eukaryota; Metazoa; Mollusca; Bivalvia; Ostreida; Ostreidae
Product: transmembrane protein 128-like
Exons: 4
Coding region: 75-680 (201 amino acids)
Source: RefSeq, a predicted model, not a curated record
CAAUCAAACGCUUCUUUUCGUGAUUGAAUUAACUGUUAGGUAAACAUAUACAUGAUCUCAGUAAUAUUGUCAAGAUGCAGACAACAAACGAGUCAAGUCCACUAUUAGCGAGUGAAGAAGUUAUGGACAACGUUAGACAACGGGUACAACACAGAAUCGCCGGCCAUUUUAUGGGGGCAAUGGGCGCAGAAGAAACAGAUUCUCAUGCUGAAAGUAGUGAAAAAUCCAAACUAAGUGAACAUAUUGAUGAGAAAACAGAGAGAGAAAUAGAAAAGACCUUUGGAAAGCACAGAAGAAAAGAGUCCGCAUACAGCAUUCAGAAUGUACUGUGGCUGAUUGCAUCUAUCGCCGUGUUCUACUACACAGACUUCUACAUUGCAUGUCGAUACGACCAGCGAGUCAACAGGGUGUGGUUUAAUGUGGGAGCUAUCCUUGUACUCGUCAAUCUCUGCAUCGGUGCUUUCCUGAUUGUGUAUAUUACCUAUAUUAAGAAGGUGAGCUCUGAUGACUGGGAGACCCACUACCCCGCUGCCAUACCCAUAGCAACCGGCUCGUUUAUCAUGGGAGCAGUGUGUUUGACGGUCGGACUUUGGCCCCUCUGGAAUAUCUUCACCCCUGUAAUCUUGUUUAUCCUGUUUAUGGGAAUGAUCGUCACGUUAGCCAUGUUACCAAACUUCUAGAUUUUUUUCUCAAGAAUGUCUGACAACCUCCCAGCCACCAAGAACGCACCUGUUAACUUAUUGAUACUCAGAAAUAUUUUUACUGAAAAUUAAGUUAACACAACAAUGUUAUUAAUUUAAUACUGAAUGUUUUACAGCAUUUUUAAUCCAAACUAUUUUUGUAUGGGAAGGUUUACCAGUAUAUAUUUUCAGCAGGAUACAAGUUACCUACUUGCAGUUUCAGUAUUUGUUCAUUGAUGUGUAUUUUUACAUGGCUUUGAAGUCAGGAAUUUUCCAAAUUUGAAAACAGUUCCUGAAUCCAGGUACUCUAUAAAUACUGCAGAUUAAGCAAUGUAGUUUUAUGACCUACAGUAUGUAUAUUUUUAUCCAAGGUUAUUUUGAUUGAAAACAGCUCAAGUCUUUGGUACAGACUUGCAUGCUAAUGUGACAUGUGAAACAAAUUCAUUCCUUAUGUUUUAUUUUCUACAGUUAUAUGUAAAUAUGUUUAACUUAUAUUUUUAUGAAUAUUUUCCCUGUCUAUUAAUUUUGGCAUAUCAUAAUUCUAUUAUGGGGUUAUUUAAGGAAUAAGGAAUCAUUCUUUGAGUAUUAUGAGAUGAUAGUUUCGGUUAGGGCGUAAUCAGAAGAUUUGAUUACGCCCCGACGGAAAUCAUCACCUCAUGAUAUUCAAAGAAUGAUUCCUUAUUGCUUUAAUUUAUAUAAUUUUUAGCAAUUGUACGAUUAAAUAUUUAAAUAUGAAUAAGCAGACCCUGCUUGUGCCCUGAUUUUACGUCAUUUGAAUUUAAUUGGACUAUAGUACAAAAUUAAUACACAGUGUUAUCACAGGCAAAGACACUGGAAAAUGUAUAUUUUUAUUUUCUAUCAUAAAGUGUCUUCAAUAGUGAGUGCUUUGGUAUAUGCUUUUGUCAAACAGACAGUCUUCUGAAAGGAAAUACAUUUAACUUUCUUAUGAAAAUUAGAUUCCAUAGAACAAAUUUUUAUUUUUUUAAUCAAGAUUUUUAAGGCACAGAAAACAACUAUACAAUUAAGCUGUGACACUUGUUAAAAGUGAGAAUUGUGUAAGUCGAUCAAGAUGACUCAGACUGAGAUCCAAAAAUAGUGGUCUUAUCGAUAGGAACAAGCUAGGAUGUACACAAAUAUACAUUAAUAACAUAGCAUAAUUUCCCAAGAUGUCAGCUCCCAUUUCCAUUGAUCUCUAGAGCCAAAGAUAUUUUUCAAUAUGGACAUACACUUUACAGAACUAAGUAUUCACCAUGAUAGAUAAAAUAAUUUUAAAUUUAUGAAGUAAAAUAAUGUGAUACUUUCUAAAUUUCAUAACUGAUAUAGCACAGGUAAAAUAAAACAAUACCGAUUGAAAUCAACUACCCAUGGCAGAAUUUCAAAACAUUAGAUCGGUAUUUUUCGGUGUAUGCUCAAUAUGAUCGGCAACAUUAGGCUUUAGUGAUAGGUCUUAAAGAAAAACACUUAACAUGGCCAAAAUGAUAAAUGAGAAAACAGCCAGAGCUACAUUACUACGAUGACAGAUUGUACUCACAUUGGAUUUGCUGUUUAUUUUAUCCUUGAUGUUAUUUAAAAUAUUGAGCAAUUCAAAAGAAACUUCAUUUUGAUAUAUUUUUUUCUUCCAUAAGUGUAACAUUAUUUCCAUUAGCAAAUCUAAUAUGAAAGCUCUUUGCAAUAUUCUACCAAACCGGAAUUGUUUGUGAUAUUGAGCAAAGGCCAAGUUCUUAAGUUGCAACCAAAUCUCAAGAUCAAUGUAACGUUCUUAACUACUUAAAAGUUAAGUGAAAAUCAGUUAUCCUGACUGCAAGACAAAUAAAUAUGUUUAUUUCAUAUAGCAAAUACAUUAUACCGGUACUGGGUGAACACUCAGAACUUGGGUUUAGUGUAUAUAACUGAUAUCUGUCUGUUAUUCAAUAGUUAAACAAUUGAUGUGUAGAAUUUAUGUGAUCGUAAAGUGAACAGCAGAAUGAACAAAUUCAUUCCAUUUCAGUCUUAGACUUCAUAUCAUUUGCAUAUGUAAAAAUAUUAUGUAAUUUUAAUGCGAAUUUUCAAAUGUUCUCUUGCAAUAAUUUUGCUUAAACCAGGCUUAGAACAGUCGUACAUUGAAUGCCUGAUUUAUUUAUCUUGAUAGAACUGUGUAAUGGCUGCUGCCAUUUAACUACUAUUUUUCUACAGAUAAAUGAUAAUAUUGUUACAUUUACCAGAUGCCAUAUCAUGUUAAUGACUGUGUUUUAUUAUGUACCUGUACAUGCAGAGAGCCCCUCUACCAGAAAAAUUGCAGGAUUAACAUGCCUCUUAUGAAUUCUUUGAAACGUUUUAUUCUGUGAUGGACAGUCUAUUAAAAAGGAUUGAGGCCUUUAAAUUUGUGUUGAAUAUGAGUAAAUUCAUUUAUAAAAACAAGGAACAAACACUUUCUUCCAGUUUACAAAUGUUCUUUAUUUUUCUUAAGAAGGGGGAGGGGGCUUGUUGUUUUCAUUAACUUGCAGAUCUUAUGUCCCAGUGGUAUAAAGUGUAAUGGAGAGUUAAGGACUCUCAAAUCAUUUGUAUUUUGUAACUUUGGAUGAAUUGAUUUUUUUAAUUUCUCAGAUAUAUCACUGAGUAAUACCGUGGUAUCUAUCUCUAGUCUUGAUUUCCUUAACUUCUCUCAGUCCCUUACACUUUCCCAUGUAUUGAAAUCCUCCAAAAUCUUGGUUUUAAUUUGAUAUACAUUGUACAAUAUUCAUAUGACAUGUUUUUGGUUAAUUUCCACUAACUGUAAACAUUUUGUUUUUAUGUUUGCUCGUUUGAUUUGGUUUACUUAUUUUUUUUUUAGGGGUGGGGGUUAGAGUUGGGAGUAAUAGUGUUGAUUUUAGGCAUAAAUUUAAUUGUUUUAUACAAAAAAAAAACAGGAGUACAAAAUUGUUGAAGAUGAUAAUUAAUUCACCUGUAAUUAUUACAGGUAUAAUGACCAUGGCACUAGUUUCUUCAAAAAUAUGCGCUUAUUUCAACUAUAUUGGGUUUUUUUCAUAAAAAUUUGAAAUCAGAAAUUUUUUGUAAGAUGAUGUAGAAGUCUCUACCCCUUUUAGCAUCUAUCAUAGCUAAUGUACUUUGUAGAAAAGAUAUUAUUGACAGCAUUAUGAUAAGACAGUCUUCAUUUUUUUGUAUAUGUAUAUUUUUAAUAUGAUAAAAAACUAACAUGCAUACUUUUGAUAUUCAACCCUGCCAUGUAAUAAAUGUACAUAUAUUUUCCAUGAAUUCUCUACCAGCAGGACUUUUACAUGUUUGAGGCUUGUUGAGGCUGAACACCAUUGCAUGUAUCACUAAAGGGCAACAAAAUUAAUUAGAAUUAAUGUGCAAUUUUAGAAGCAGAAAUAGUUAAUUUUAGAGUACUCUGCAAACCAAUUAGCUGAACAUUUAUUGGAAAUUUUAUUUUAGAAAGCAGUAUAUUGUUUUGUGGAAUAGGUAUAAGCCAUGUCUUGUCUAUUUUGACUAAUUAAUUUUCAUACAAUUGUAGAAUGUGGAUAUCUUCUAUCAACUUCUAACGUGUUAAAAAAUCAAACCGCAAAGUUUACAGACAUACUUUACAACAUUAUUCAACCAUACAUUUGGAGAAGGAAAAAUAGUUUUGGUUAUAAUGAUGUUAAGGGAAAACACACUUCUUUGCCAUAAUUUCUGACCACAUGUAUAAUUUUCUGGUAGAGUUUUGAUUGUAUUUAAUCAUUUGUAUGUAUUGCUACGGAAUUACUAUUCCAAUGUAAUAUCAGAAGUUUUUGAAAUCUGUAAAAUCUGGUUAGCUUAAUUCACUAAGUAAAGGUUAAGUAAAGGGAUAGAAAAUGCUGCCUCUGUGGUUGUAUCCACUAACAAUGUCUAUAUAGUUCAGCAUACCUCAGUCUCAGUACGGAGUUUUUACUGUUGCUAUUUUGUAAAAAGAAGAUGCUGUAAUUUGGUGCAACAUGUAAUACAUGUAAUGUCUAUUUGGUCUCUAAGAUAUUGAUUACAAAUUUGCUGAUAUAUGUAAAUGGUACAUGUAUUCUUAUACUGCUACACAUGAAGAAAAGUGGUGCUUAGAGGAUCAAGACUGGGUUAUUCUGAUCAACUAUCGAGGGCUGUAUACACAGUAUAUGGCAGCAGGGGGACUUCAAAUUGUAGUGAAUCUGUGAUAAUAUAAAUCUGUGUGUAGUCCAGCAGUGUAGAAAAAUAUUGUGUCUAUUUUGUGUGUUAUUAUUUUUUUGUACUUAAUGAUUUAUUUUAACAAAACUCUUUGAAUAUUAAAUUAUUUGUGAAAAGCAGCAUAACUGUA